Rhipicephalus microplus (southern cattle tick) is the source of this 1017-nucleotide messenger RNA. RefSeq names its product fibroblast growth factor receptor 3. The record is from RefSeq and is a predicted model, not a curated record. NCBI's taxonomy places the organism in Eukaryota, Metazoa, Arthropoda, Arachnida, Ixodida, Ixodidae.
GCUAAAAAGACAGUCGUGGCCACAGCGGCCGUCAUACUAUAUCCUGUUCUACCAGAGCGUAGAGCCAGGCGCUUCGUGAGGCUUGCAAAACGUGCAUAAAACGUCUGCCUUCGUUAUAUCGCGAGUGCAAGUCUUGCAAGUUCUUACGUCUAAGGUUCUUACCGGAGACCAUUUUACUGGUUUGUGGCAAUACACAACGGCGAGCAAUGGUGGAACAGCGUCGAAUCAAAUGCGUCAUUCUGCUAAUCGCGAGUGGCUUCACUAUCGGCGCAGAAAACAACCUGAUCGACUCCUUCUACCAAAGCGAGCACGAGUCAGCACCUCGGUUUUCGAACCCUGCAAAGAUGGAGAACGCAAUCAAAGUGCAGCCGACAGGCGGCAGCGUUAGACUAAGCUGCCGAGCGACGGGCGUGCCAGAGCCCCAGGUGGCGUGGUUCAAGAACGGCCAGCGGCUAAAGUUCGCCCCCUCCAACCGCGAAAACGCUCAGAGGUUCGCACUGACGCUCACGAACCUCGUCCGUAACGACAGCGGCGAAUACACGUGCGUCGUCUCCAACCGACUCGGCUCCGUACAGUGGACGUACACGGUGGAAGUUCACGAGCGCUUCAUACCAACGCCGAAGAUAGUGUGCCCGUUCAACAACGUCACCGUGGCAGAAGGAGGCAGCCUGAGCAUCACUUGCGACGUCUACAGCCACCUGACGGCAUUCGUGCGCUGGAUCAAGCACUACCACAUCAAUGGGAGCUACUUCGACCGUAAUGGAGCGCCGUACGCCAAGUUGGUCAAAGACGCGGCUCUCGCCGAUGUCACGGACCCCCACACGCUUACGCUGCAUAAUGUCACGCUCGCCGACUCCGGUUUUUUCUCCAUACUGGCCAGCUCGCCAUCGGGGGCUUCACACAAGACGAUAGAGGUCCUCGUCGUGCCAAAGCCUUUUCCGGGAUUGUGAGUUUUGAAGACGCCCCCUCGUCAUCUCAAUUUGUCCUUUGAAAAUAAAAGUAAGAACGAGCCUUCAU